Molecule: messenger RNA, 1280 nt
Organism: Anopheles coluzzii
Lineage: Eukaryota; Metazoa; Arthropoda; Insecta; Diptera; Culicidae
Gene: tzn
Product: hydroxyacylglutathione hydrolase, mitochondrial
Exons: 2
Coding region: 290-1201 (303 amino acids)
Molecular function (GO): hydroxyacylglutathione hydrolase activity
Source: RefSeq, a predicted model, not a curated record
AAAAUAAACAAAUACCGGCAAAUUAUCACCAUCAGUGCCCGGAUUCGCCUUAUCAACACACCCCACAGAAACUGCCGUGUAAUCGUAGGUACGGCGUAAAAGCAACAGCAAAAAGCAAAAACAACAUCCCACCGUAAGUUUGCUGUCCAGCUUUGCCUUUGCGCCCCAUCGCCAUCAUCCCUAUCGGAACCGUGCUGCUGUGGUGUGCGGCAAACCCGAUGGGAGGUACCGCCGUAGCGAUAUACUAACUACUCUGCCCGCUCUGCUUUUUCCUCCGCCGUGGCCGCGUAUGGCGCUGCUCAGCUUUCUGCCCCACCGGCUGUCCCAGCGACUGACUGCCCUGUACUUUACCGUGUCCAGCUUUAGCCUUCAGCGCCGGCCCCGCACAACGCAGACGACCGCGAUGGCGAGCAUGACGGUGACGAAGAUACCCGCGCUGAAGGACAACUUCAUGUACCUGGUGGUGUGCAAUGCGACGCGCCAGGCCGCCGUCGUCGAUCCGGUCGAGCCGGCCCGGGUGCUGGAGGUUGCCCGGGAGCAGGGCUGCAAGCUGAACCAGCUGCUCACGACGCACCACCACUGGGACCACGCCGGGGGCAACGAGGCGCUGUGCGAGCAGUACCGCCAGCACGCCGACUGGGGCCAGCUGACCGUGUACGGGGGCGACGACGAGCGGAUCCCCGGCCUGACCAACCGGGUCGGGCAGGACGACACGUUCGCGAUCGGGCAGCUGCGCGUCCGGUGUUUGGCCACGCCGUGCCACACGACGUCGCACGUCUGCUACUACGUCGAGGGCGGCGACCGGGGCGAGCGGGCCGUCUUCACCGGCGACACGCUGUUUCUGGCCGGCUGCGGCCGCUUCUUCGAGGGCACGCCGGACCAGAUGUACGACGCGCUGAUCGGCAAGCUGUCCGCCCUGCCGGACGAUACGCGCGUGUACUGCGGGCACGAGUACGCGCUGCAGAACCUGCGCUUCGGCCACCAGGUCGAGCCGGACAAUGCGGAUACGCGCGCGCUGCUCGAGCGGGCCCAGGCCGCCGACCUGGAGGGCCGCCGGGCCCUCGUUCCCUCCACCAUCGGGCAGGAGAAGCGCAUCAACGUGUUUAUGCGCGUGCACCAGCCGGCGGUGCAGGCGUACGUCGGCAAAGGCACGCCGCUCGAGACGAUGCAGGCACUGCGGGCGGCCAAGGACAAGUUUUAGGCGCUGCAGUUUUUGAUUUUUUGGUUUUUUUGUUUCGGCUAACGGUUGAAUAAAACCAAUCGAAACUCCAACAAAAAUA